GACAAAUGCAAACGACGGCAGGUCAAAGAUAAAUUAGGCAUGCUGGAAGACGCCUUAAAUCGCAAAGACCCCUCUUCUAAUUCCGAGUUCAGGAUAUUGUACCACUUGUUGCAACCUUCGCCAUAUUCUGAAUGGACGCAGUGGUCUCCUUGCUCCAGGAACUGUCUCACUCACAGGACCAGAAAGUGCCUAUUGCCAGAUUUGUGUGGACAAAAGAUGUUCCAUGAGAGUGCUCUGUGCUAUGUUGAUGACUCCGCUUGUGAGAGACUCUACAGCAAGAAAAGAAAGAAGAAAAAGUCGUCGACUGAAAUCAUAAAUGACGGACCCAAAAUACAUCCACUGAACGGAUUGAAGUGUGGACUGACUCCAAAAACUCCAGAUCUUCGCAGUUUACUCAGGAUUAUUGGAGGCAGAGAAGCUUCUAGGGGAAGCUGGCCAUGGCAAGUAACUAUCCUCAACAAAUAUCGUGAACCAUUCUGCGGGGGCACUCUGCUCUCCCAGGGCUGGGUACUGACCGCUGCCCACUGCGUCCGGAAGCGUCUGGUCAUCCGAGCUGGUGAGCACGAUUUGAUGUCCGACGAAGGCACAGAACAAGAGAGCAGAGUCCUGGAUUCGUUCGUGCAUCCGGACUAUGACAUGAAUACAGUGAAUAACGACGUGGCCUUGUUGAAAUUGAAGCAUCCGUUCAAGUUUAACCAGUUUGCUCAACCUGCUUGCUUGCCAUCUCCUUCUGAUGAACUGCAGAUUCAUACUAGAGCAGUUAUACUUGGAUGGGGUAAAAGAAAGAAUUCAGCCGUCUACGGUACAGACCACCUGCAUCAAGCAGAAGUUCCUGUCGUCGACUUGCAAGAUUGUCGUGAAAAUUAUCAGAAUUAUCACAUCAGCAGUAACAUGCUUUGCGCGGGAUUUAAAGAAGGCCGAGUCGACUCUUGUGCUGGGGAUAGCGGUGGACCUCUGCUGUUUCAAAAAGACAAUAAGUGGACAAUAUUCGGCAUCACCAGCUUUGGCGAAGGUUGUGGUCAAAAAGGCAAAUAUGGAAUCUAUGCCAAUGUGCCCAAAUAUAUGGAUUGGAUCUAUUCAACUGUAUGUGCAUGCAUGCUUGUGGAUUAG
Uloborus diversus is the source of this 1110-nucleotide messenger RNA. Its product is annotated as chymotrypsinogen B-like. NCBI's taxonomy places the organism in Eukaryota, Metazoa, Arthropoda, Arachnida, Araneae, Uloboridae. Bases 40 to 1110 code for a protein of 356 amino acids. Gene Ontology annotation, biological process: proteolysis. Gene Ontology annotation, molecular function: serine-type endopeptidase activity. The record is from RefSeq and is a predicted model, not a curated record. The transcript has 6 exons.